AUGAAUUCGCUCAUGCAAUCUUCCCUGACUGAGGUCGAGUCGAAGCUCAACACACUUCUCAAACAUCUCACAUCCUCCCCCGGUGCCGCUGGAGCUCCCGCAGCCGCUGUUUCCCUGCUGGAAGCUGACGACAAAUUAACGUCCUCCAUCGAUGUCCUUCGACUCCAUCAAGAAAACUAUGCCAAGAUCCUCCAGCUGCGCACGGAAGCAGAUCGGCUGGAGGAACGCGUCAAGAAUAUCGUGCGAGAUCUGGAAGGGUUCGACAAGGAAAUUAGACUAGCCUGUGGUGAGGACCACGACGGUGCCAGCGACUCGGACACGGAGGACGAGAGCGAGACGGAGAAAACCGGGGCUUCCGCUCGCAAGGAGAUCGAUUAUCGGCUUCUGCUGGAUUUUGCACGACGGAUCAGCAAAUAUAACCAGGAAGCUGCGGCGGACGUCGCAAAGGGCCUUGGUCGCGGCGCUCGUAUUGAGGCGCGACCACAGAUUGCGGACAAGGAUGUGGCCAUGAAGGAGACCAACGGGGAGGCUGGACCUGGUGAUGAAAAUGCGGAGCCCGUGACAGCGGUCACUAAAGAGGCAACACAAUGGCUGGAUGACUCGGCAACCCUGACUCGCGAGGCAAACAUGCUACCAUACCCGACGGAAGAUCGGAUACGCAUGGGUGUCAUGGGGAAGAUGUCCAUUGAGAAUGACGAUCCGGAGAGAGAGUUGGAAAAAUUGCUGCGCGACGCCGAAGGGUUGGGUGUUGCAGAACCGCCCGCGACAGCUCCAGCCACCGAACCGCCAGCCCCCGAGCCCGUGAUGCCUACCGCUCCUCCUGCAGGCCCGUCCGUUCCUUUGCCAGCUCGACCAGUGCCAGUGCCAGCUCCGGCUUCGAAACCGAAACCGAAGGCCACACUUGACCUGGAUCUCUAUGACCCCGAUGAUGAUGACUUCUAG
Penicillium oxalicum is the source of this 942-nucleotide messenger RNA. RefSeq lists its product as uncharacterized. Bases 1 to 942 code for a protein of 313 amino acids. Lineage: Eukaryota; Fungi; Ascomycota; Eurotiomycetes; Eurotiales; Aspergillaceae. Gene Ontology annotation, biological process: regulation of transcription by RNA polymerase II. Gene Ontology annotation, molecular function: transcription coregulator activity. Gene Ontology annotation, cellular component: core mediator complex; mediator complex. The record is from RefSeq and is a predicted model, not a curated record. The transcript has a single exon.